UAUACCUUCUCUGUUACGCGUAUUCGCAACCUUCCACAUAAACACUAUCUAUACUUUGUUUUACUCCUCUUUAUUUCUUUCUUUUCUUUUUCCUUCUAUCCCUCUUUCUCUCUCUGGCAUAGAUUGCGAACAGCCUGGUUACAGCUUCAAGAGGGAACUUGGCUUCUCAAGGAAUCAAAGUACACUCACACACCAACUCCAAAAGCCUUGCCUUUCUUUCGCUCAUUUAUGUUACUUUUUUCGUCUUAGCCUCCAGAGUCACUUGCAUCGAACGAAGAAAUAGUCCAUUUUGGUUUUCAUGUAUGCGUGUCUUCUAGGAUCUUCUCUCAGAGCGAGUAGUGAUAGCAGCAUUGGGUGAUUUUGGUGUUGAUCUAAACAACAUUGACUGGUAAUAGUGAUGCACACUGGUGGUAGACUCGUUGCUGGUUCCCACAACAGGAACGAGUUCGUCCUCAUCAAUGCCGAUGACAAUGCAAGAAUUAAGUCUGUCCAAGAAUUGAGUGGACAGAAAUGUCAGAUAUGUGGGGAUGAGAUAGAAAUCACAGAGGACGGGGAGCCGUUUGUUGCGUGCAAUGAGUGUGCAUUCCCCGUUUGUCGGCCUUGCUAUGAGUACGAGAGACGAGAAGGGAAUCAAGCAUGUCCACAGUGUAAAACCAGAUACAAACGCAUCAAAGGUAGUCCCAGGGUUGAAGGUGAUGAAGAUGAGGAUGAUAUUGAUGAUUUAGACAAUGAGUUUGAGUAUGGGCAUCAUGAUGCCUUUGGAACCACUUCGGAUGCAGUGUCUUCCGGACAUUAUGCUAAUUCUAAUAUUGCUGGCAACCCUGCAAAUUUUGAACAUGACUCGGCUCCUCUCAAUUCUGAGAUCCCACUUUUGACAUAUGGGGAAGAGGUGCCUUGAAUUCAAGCUCUAAUUGUUCCUCCAUAUAUGAAUAAUGGAAACAGAGUUCAUCCCAUUCCUUACACUGAUCCGUUUAAUCCAUUGCAACCAAGACCAAUGGUUCCAAAGAAAGAUAUUGCAGUGUAUGGGUAUGGAAGUGUGGCUUGGAAGGAUAAAAUGGAAGAGUGGAAGAAAAGGCAGAAUGACAAACUUCAGGUGGUGAAGCAUGAAGGGAACGACAAUGGUGGAAACUUUGGUGAUGAUUUGGAGGACCCUGAUAUGCCCAUGAUGGAUGAAGGCAGGCAGCCGCUUUCUCGGAAGUUACCUAUCCCUUCAAGCAAGAUAAACCCAUACAGAAUGAUUAUAAUACUCCGUCUUGUAGUUCUUGGGCUUUUCUUUCAUUAUAGAAUUCUCCAUCCAGUUAAUGAUGCAUAUGGGUUGUGGUUGACUUCAGUCAUUUGUGAGGUAUGGUUUGCCGUAUCAUGGAUUAUGGAUCAGUUUCCAAAAUGGUACCCAAUACAGCGAGAAACAUACCUUGAUCGUUUAUCGCUGAGGUAUGAAAAAGAAGGGAAACCAUCUGAGUUGUCGAGUGUAGAUGUUUUUGUCAGUACAGUUGAUCCCAUGAAAGAACCUCCUCUGAUAACGGCAAACACUGUUCUGUCUAUCCUUGCUGUUGAUUAUCCAGUAGAUAAAGUUGCAUGCUAUGUCUCAGAUGACGGUGCUGCCAUGCUUACUUUUGAAGCACUUUCUGAAACAUCUGAGUUUGCCAGGAGAUGGGUACCAUUUUGUAAAAAAUAUAAUAUUGAGCCCCGUGCCCCAGAAUGGUAUUUCAACCAGAAGAUUGAUUAUCUAAAAAAUAAAGUACAUCCAGCAUUUGUCCGGGAAAGAAGAGCAAUGAAGCGGGAUUAUGAAGAAUUUAAGGUGAGGAUUAACAGUUUGGUGGCAACUGCACAAAAGGUUCCUGAGGAUGGAUGGACCAUGCAGGAUGGUACUCCAUGGCCUGGAAAUAAUGUGAGGGAUCAUCCUGGCAUGAUUCAGGUCUUCCUCGGUCAAGAUGGUAUUCGUGACAUUGAAGGGAAUGAGUUACCUCGUUUAGUUUAUGUUUCUCGAGAGAAGAGACCAGGCUUUGAUCACCACAAAAAGGCAGGGGCAAUGAAUUCUCUGGUCCGGGUGUCUGCAAUUAUCUCAAAUGCGCCUUAUCUUCUGAAUGUUGAUUGUGAUCACUAUAUUAACAAUAGCAAGGCACUUAGAGAAGCUAUGUGUUUUAUGAUGGACCCUCAAGUUGGGAAGAAAGUUUGCUAUGUACAAUUUCCUCAAAGAUUUGAUGGGAUUGAUAGGCAUGAUAGAUACUCAAACCGGAAUGUUGUAUUUUUUGAUAUCAACAUGAAGGGAUUGGACGGAAUACAAGGACCUAUUUAUGUUGGAACUGGGUGUGUUUUUAGAAGGGUAGCACUUUAUGGAUAUGAUGCACCUGCCAAGAAGAAGCCCCCAAGCAAAACCUGUAAUUGUUGGCCGAAAUGGUGCUGUCUGUGCUGUGGAUCUCGUAAGAAAAAGAAUGGCAACACCAAAAAGAAGGUGAAGCACAGGGAAGCUUCAAAGCAGAUACAUGCACUUGAAAAUAUUGAGAAGAUUGAAGGAUCCAUGGCAGAGAAGUCAUCAAAUCUGAAUCAAAUGAAGUUGGAGAAGAGGUUUGGGCAGUCUCCUGUAUUUGUUGCUUCUACACUUCUGGAAAAUGGUGGGGUUCCACAGGAUGUGAGCCCUGCCUCUCUUUUAAAAGAAGCCAUCCAAGUCAUUAGCUGUGGUUAUGAAGAUAAAACUGAAUGGGGAAAAGAAGUUGGGUGGAUUUAUGGUUCUGUGACGGAGGAUAUCUUGACUGGAUUCAAAAUGCAUUGUCAUGGUUGGCGGUCUGUGUAUUGCAUUCCUAAGAGGCCUGCAUUCAAGGGGUCAGCACCAAUCAACCUUUCAGAUCGUCUGCAUCAGGUUCUACGGUGGGCCCUUGGAUCUGUUGAGAUUUUCAUGAGCAAACAUUGUCCAAUCUGGUAUGGCUACGGUGGUGGGUUGAAGUGGUUAGAACGAUUUUCAUACAUAAACAGUGUUGUAUACCCUUGGACCUCCAUCCCAUUGGUUGUCUACUGUACUCUGCCUGCUAUAUGUCUCUUGACAGGAAAAUUUAUUGUACCCGAGAUUAGCAACUAUGCAAGUCUUGUAUUCAUGGCCCUCUUCAUAUCCAUCGCAGCAACGGGUAUCCUUGAGAUGCAGUGGGGUGGUGUUGGCAUAGAUGAUUGGUGGAGGAACGAACAGUUUUGGGUGAUAGGAGGUGUUUCUUCUCAUCUGUUUGCCCUUUUCCAGGGUUUGCUGAAGGUCUUGGCUGGAGUCGAUACAAAUUUCACUGUGACCUCGAAAGCAGCCGAUGAUGGAGAAUUCUCAGAGCUCUAUAUCUUCAAGUGGACAUCGCUAUUGAUCCCUCCCACAACUCUACUAAUCAUAAACAUUGUUGGGGUUGUGGUUGGUGUCUCGGAUGCCAUCAACAAUGGUUACGACUCAUGGGGACCUCUCUUUGGUAGAUUGUUCUUUGCAUUGUGGGUGAUUAUCCAUCUCUACCCAUUCCUCAAAGGGUUACUUGGGAAACAAGAUAGAAUGCCAACCAUUGUUUUGGUUUGGUCAAUCCUUUUGGCUUCCAUAUUGACACUCAUGUGGGUUAGGAUCAACCCAUUUGUGAACAGAGAUGGUCCUGUUUUGGAAAUUUGUGGAUUGAGGUGUGAUGACUCGUGAGCCUGGAGGAGUUUUUUUCCAUCUAUACUUGGGUUGCUUGCAUCAUGGAAGAAGCAAUUUCAAUGGAUAUGACGCGCUCUGCAAUGGUUGCACAAAAGUUUUGGACUGUUUUGUAUUUUUGGGGUACAUAAAGAAGAAAGGAGGUAGGGCUGAACACAUUGCUAAAUGUAAUAGUGGUUUUUUCUUUUAUUU
Messenger RNA from Arachis duranensis, 3841 nucleotides. RefSeq names its product cellulose synthase A catalytic subunit 6 [UDP-forming]. The transcript is spliced from 14 exons. Gene Ontology annotation, biological process: plant-type primary cell wall biogenesis; cellulose biosynthetic process. Gene Ontology annotation, cellular component: plasma membrane; trans-Golgi network. The record is from RefSeq and is a predicted model, not a curated record. Lineage: Eukaryota; Viridiplantae; Streptophyta; Magnoliopsida; Fabales; Fabaceae. Gene Ontology annotation, molecular function: cellulose synthase (UDP-forming) activity.